AUCAGAACCCGUGACCUCAGAAGCAGGCAGUGAAGCUAGGCGGCUCGACCACAGUAUCCAGCUCUAAAAUAUCCUCGUAAACAAACGCAAAAUACGUUAAAAGACGAGAUUUAUCCACUUGAAAACGGAAAAUUGUUUACUGCAGUGUAUCUUCCGAUCCGGACCCGGUGCAAUCCUGCCCAGUUUUUACCCACGCCCACACCUUAAGACCUUGUGAUUGGUUUUCUGUUUUGGUCAGGCGAUGGUGCGGGGUGUGUGGGCGGUGCUCCGGAUGGUGUCUUGCGAAGGAGCCGCUGUGCUGAAAUCAAACAUACCUCGCGCUGGCAGAGUUGCUGCACUACGGCAUCGAUCCACCUACGAACCUGUCACCCACAGAGCACUGUCGAGCGAGGCGAGACACCUACAGUCUGCAGUCAGAAUGCCCGAGAUAACAACUGAUCACCUGGAUGAGAAGCAGGUGCAGCUUCUGUCGGAGAUGUGCAUCCUCAUCGACGAGAACGACCAGAAGAUUGGUGCAGACACAAAGAAAAACUGCCACCUAAACUCAAACAUUGACAAAGGUUUACUACACAGAGCUUUCAGCGUGUUCAUUUUCAACAGCGAAGAGAAGCUGCUCUUACAACAGAGGUCUGAUGCCAAAAUCACAUUUCCAGGCUGUUUCACAAACACAUGCUGCAGUCACCCUCUACACACAGACAGUGAGCUGGAGGAGAAGGAAGUUAUAGGAGUGAGGAGAGCUGCUCAGAGGAGACUUGAAGCUGAACUGGGAAUCCCAAUGGAGCAGGUGAAACCAGAUGAAAUGACGUACCUGACAAGGAUCCACUACAAGGCCCAGUCAGACGGUGUGUGGGGAGAACAUGAAAUUGACUACAUCCUCUUCAUGCAGAAGAACGUGGAGUUGAGCCCAGACCCCAAUGAGAUUAAAAGCCACUGCUACGUGAGCAAGGAGGAGCUGAAGGAGAUGUUAGAGAAGGCCAAGCGCAAAGAACUGGAGAUCACACCCUGGUUCAGCCUCAUCGCAGAGACCUUCCUCUUCCAGUGGUGGGACAAUCUGCAGAACCUCAAGCAGUUCAUGGAUCACAAAAAUAUCCACCGCAUGUAACCAAAACCAGGAUCGGGCUCCAGUCAUUUCACACCUGUGGUUGUAGUAGUAGUACUUGCUUGACAUGCAGGCACAGCCAGCUGAGCUGCUAGAAACACCCAACGCUCUGAAAUACAAGUAUCACAGUCUACUUUUCCCAAGGAAGUAGUACCUGUAGUAUUUCUACAACGAAAGAGGAGGCAGAGAAUGUUUAAGUCUUGCUAAACGUGGUGAUAUGGUUCAUAGUGGAUUUGUAGCUCUGAGAUGCAUUCAUCUACACAAGUUGAUGCUGGUAGGGAUACUCUUAAUCUUAAGUAUUUAGUUCACAAAUAUAUAAUGGAAUCAAUUCUGGUAAGCUGCACACUGGAUUUACAGAGUGAAAUCAAGUAAUUAGAAGGAAGAAAAAUGCAAUCUCGUUAUUGACCACUAAAUGAAGAGAAUAGACUAUUUUUAUAUAAAAUCUUAAAAGUGCCUGAGUACUGGUCAUUAGGUUGAGAUGAUUAGUGUCUCCAGGUACUGAUCAUGUCACAACAACUAAAUCUGUGUAUGGUCCACAAUGUCAGUGAACAAGCUCUGUCUUUGCACUCUUUUACACAAUAAAGUGUUGGAUUGUGGUCAUUGGUAGUACAUGGCUGUAUUUAUAUGAAUAUAAAAGAACACCUUGAUAUAAAUAAUGUGACAAUAUUAAGUGAUCAAAAUAUCCCCCAUUCAAUAAUGAUUUGGUAAAAUAGAUGGCAGAAAAUGGUGUUUUGGACUUAGUGUAGCAGUAGAGGGCAGAAAAAGCUUACAUUUCACCUGCUAAUUAUCAAAAGCUCACUGCACGUCAGUUAAAAUAACAGCAACAAUCUCAAACAUGUAUAUGUACUUAAAGUCGUACCCAUUCGGCAUCUGCUUUUAAAAACCUUUUUACAACUUCACAUUAUCAAAACCCAAUCACAUAUAUUGUCUCUUAUGUAUAUUUAUAUGCUAAAAUGACCACAAG
This is a messenger RNA of Anoplopoma fimbria (sablefish), 2063 nucleotides long. RefSeq names its product isopentenyl-diphosphate delta isomerase 1 (gene idi1). The transcript has 7 exons. The record is from RefSeq and is a predicted model, not a curated record. Gene Ontology annotation, biological process: isopentenyl diphosphate biosynthetic process; isoprenoid biosynthetic process. Bases 242 to 1102 code for a protein of 286 amino acids. NCBI's taxonomy places the organism in Eukaryota, Metazoa, Chordata, Actinopteri, Perciformes, Anoplopomatidae. Gene Ontology annotation, molecular function: isopentenyl-diphosphate delta-isomerase activity. Gene Ontology annotation, cellular component: cytoplasm.